Molecule: messenger RNA, 804 nt
Organism: Tetrahymena thermophila SB210
Lineage: Eukaryota; Ciliophora; Oligohymenophorea; Hymenostomatida; Tetrahymenidae
Product: transmembrane protein, putative
Exons: 1
Source: RefSeq, a predicted model, not a curated record
AUGUAAUAAAUUGUACUAGUAAAAGUUUUAUAAUAGUAAGAAAAUUAAGAUACUUACAUAAUAAAUAUAGUAAAUUUGAAUAGUAGUUUAAUAAUAAAUAUUAAAUUAGGUUAGUUCAUUAGUAAGUUAGAUUAGUUAUUAUUGAUGCUUGAAAUAAUUGCUAAUUAAUUUCUUUUUUUGUUAUAAAUUUCAAAAAUUUUAGUUUGUAUAAUUUUGAAGUUAUAAUUCUUUAUUUAGUUCAUAUAAAACGGUAUUUCACUUGUUUGUUAAUAUUUUUAUUAUCAUUAUUAUUCUUUUCUUAAAUCUCAUAUUAUAAAUCACUAUUUAGUUAAUUUUUAUUAGUACUUGAUUACAUGUCUUAAAAGGAGGAGUCUUGCUGUAAAUCAUUUUAAAAUUUUUAUAAUUGAUUACUUGAAAUACUUUCAUUUUAUUAAAGCAUCUUUAUUUUUUUAGAAGGUAAAUUCUAAUUUGAAUCUAUUUUUAGAAGCUCUUAUUUUCUUUUAAAAUUUCUUUUUUUUAUUUUUGGCUUUAACUUACCCAACAUAUUUACAACUUUAAUUUGAUUAGCAACCAUAUGAAGUUCAUCAUUGUUUAUGUCAUUGCACUCUAUCUUUUGAUUUUCUUCUAGCUUUAGAAAGUUUUUUAAUAAUAAAUUUUAAUCUGAAUAUUUUUCUAAUUUAAUUUGCUAUCCAUAGUAUUAAUUUGCUAUCUAAAAAUAAUCUAAAUUAAUAUUUGGAGGAUUUUAUUUUAUGUUUUUAUAAUUUGCAAUUUUUAUAUUUUUCUUCUAUUUUUAUGUUUCACUGA